This is a messenger RNA of Brassica rapa (field mustard), 3876 nucleotides long. Its product is annotated as RAN GTPase-activating protein 2. The record is from RefSeq and is a predicted model, not a curated record. Lineage: Eukaryota; Viridiplantae; Streptophyta; Magnoliopsida; Brassicales; Brassicaceae. Gene Ontology annotation, molecular function: protein binding; GTPase activator activity.
AAAAAAAUAUGUUUAGAAAUUUUAAAACAACACUAAAGAUCAUAGGCUUCAGUAUAUAGAGCAUUUACCGAAAAAUUUAAUAUUAUCGUAGGGGUUAACACAUAGAUUUUGUUAAAAAUUCAAAAAUAUGAAAAUAUUGUUUUAAUGCAUAUUUGCAUCAUUCACUAACAUAUGAUGAAGGUCAAAGAGGUUUGAAAUCUUUGUUGUCUCUCUUUUCCUAGAGAAUAACAAUUUUAUAGUGUUUAGUCUACCAAUUUAGAGAGUAUUAUGAAGUUUUACUAAAUUAAUUGACAAAAAAUUAAAAUGGUGUUCAUUUACCUUGAAAGAGAGUUUAGUAUACAUUAAUACAAAAUGUAAAAUGUGUUUAGAAAUUUUAAAACAACAUUCAAGAUCAUAGGUUUCAGUAUAUAUAUAGUAUUUACCGAAAAAAUCAAUGUUUUUUCGUAGGGUAUAUAUGUGAUAAGUUCCAUUAUGAAUAGUAGUUAACCAAUGUCAAACAGUUAUCAUUUUGAUUAGGUAAUAUGGUGGUUGGAAAGAGCUUCCACGCGGUUUGAAAAACCCCUGAAAAGCUCUAGACCUGCACAUAUAUUUGGUAGACUAGUUGUAAAACUUAGGUUGUUCUUAUUCCUUAAUAACAUAUUUUAUAAUAGUUUACACGUUUCCUCACUACUUUUGUUUGCUUCUUCAAUUAAAGUUUUGGAUGCAAAGCGUGCGCUGGUUCCCCUCAAGAUUUCAUUUCAUGUGCUCGUAUUAAUAAAAUAGAACAAUGUAUGUGCAUUUUGUCCAAAACUCAUGCACGUCUACUUUGUGGCAGACCACAACGGUCAAAAGUCUCUCUAAAAUAUCAUUCUUUAGUGGAAUAUAGCUUAAAUUAAUAAGACGCAAUAAAUGCAGUGUGUGAGAUGGACUAGUUAGGAUACGCAGAGCUGUACAAGGAUGAUGAGGCUUAAGACAACCAAAAUUUUCAACAUAGCAUGUCCACAUAGCUUCUAAAAUUUAUUAUCUAAAGUUUAUAAGGGUUACUGACUGACUGUUUAUUAGUUUCUGUAAGAGAAAAAAUUUACACGUAAAUAUAAAAUAUAGAGAAAUGGUUUAAGAAAACAAACAUUGAUUUUAAACCGAUCAUGACGUAUUGACGUAUAGUGUGUCAAGGAUACACCUAAACAUUCUUAUGAUUCGACUGAUCCUCACAUUAUUCUCUCAAUAUUCUGCAAAUUCAUUUAUGGAAAUCUCAGUAAAUAUGUUUAAACCUAGAGCAGUAGAGCCUCUUCCUCAACUCUUGUAUAUAAGCUCUUGUAAUGUCGUAUGAAUAAGAAUUAGAAAAACUUACACAGUGUGGUGGUUUAAACUAAUGUUAUUUUGAGAAAUCAUGUAACAAGAACCAAGUAAAUUACAUGGAGGAUAGAAAACCUUAAAACACCCAAAAAGUAUUAAAGAAAACGCUUACAUAAUCAAACUUCUAUGCUAGGCUGAGAAUAUUUAGCUUUCAAAACUUUGUAUAAAACCUGCUUUUUAAUCUUUUGGAGGAUGUCCCAAUGUCACUUUUAUCAUAUCUUUUAUCUUCAGAAUCAAACUACAUCUUCAUAUCUUACUUUAGGCACAAGCUCUUAAGUUUUUUCCUCUUCUCAAUCUCCACAAGAACCCACUAAAAGCGUUUCCUCUUGUCCCUGAUGAGUCGGUCUACCCUUGCUGCUAAAAUCAACUUUGUAGCCAAGAUCUCACAUGCAUCAGCCCGAAACUCAGAAGACGUGUUUAAGACAAUCUCUUCUCAAAACAAUCCACAAGACCCCCCCAACAGAACUCUUCUUCAUCUUCUAUCCAUCAAGUAGUUGAGUAGGAGACAAGUUAGCAAGUUUUGAUAAACCUCUUACCAUGAUCUUGGCUGCAAAGAAUCCAAAAGAGGUUCCUUCAUAUCUGAUCACUACUUCAAACAAAAAAAAACUUAUUUCAGAAAACCUUGAUCAGAGUUGAGAUUAAUUUUGAUUACUAGGGGUUUAUGGGUUAUAUGUAGAGGAAAAAGAGUCUUAAACCGAUCCAAUAAGAAAUAAAAAAAGGAAAAGAGUAACAAGACCAAUAUGUAAAUCUUCUUCUUCAAUUCGGAAGUGAAAUCCUAAUUUUGAAUAUUUCUGAGAAAUUAAGUAGUUAAGGAAAUAUUAACGAAAUUUUUUCCGUAUAAUAUUAUUUUAGGAAAUUUUAUUUUUUCCUUUUCUUUGGUCAGAGGAACUUUUCUAUAGUCUCUCAAAAUCCCCUAAUAAGGUAUCAUUCCUUUUUAUAUCAUAUUAUUUUAGUAAAAUAUCUUCUAAUUAGUUAAGUUCAUAAUUUUAAAGAUUUUAAAUUCAUUUAUUACUAAAAAAAAUACAUAUGUUCUUGGAUUGUAGAUUUAUGAUCCUAUAAUACACCUCUAUAAUUAUUACUUCUGUAAAACCUAUAUUCUUCAUGGCUAAGAGACAGGCUCUUCUGGUUAACAUGAGAAACAAAAUAAAGGAGCUGGAGGUGAAGAUGGCGGAGACUAGCUUAACCAAUGAGGAUGCUAUGGAAGAGAAACAACUUUGUGACAGUAUCGCAAAAGUCAGAGUUCCUAUGGGCAAAGCAUUUUCAAACUUCAAUUUCGUGACUAUAAUCAACCUAAAUUAUACCAACUUAGAGAAUGAAGGUACUAUAGCUCUAGUAAACGCUCUCGAGAACUCUGCUCCAUCUCUUAAAGCUAUAGAAAUGGCUGGAAACAACAUAACCUAUGAGGCGGCUCCAGAUAUCGCAGCUUGUUUGGUAGCAAAGAAACAUCUGAAAAGGUUGAACUUGUCGAAUAAUGACCUUAAAGAUGAGGGAUGUUUUGAGAUUGCUUAUAUUAUGGAACCUUUGGAGGUGAAAUACGUUGAUAUGAGCAGCAAUAACCUGACCAGAGAAGGAGCAUUGAGCUUGGCUCUUGUUGCUGUCAAGAAAGAAGGUUUCGAGAUGUUGAACAUUGAUGGGAACAUGAUUUCAUUUGAAGGCAUAGAGGAAAUUAUGGAGAUAUUCAAGAAUUGUCCUAAGUUACUUGGACCGUUUGAUGAUAAUGACCCUUAUGAAGGUGAUGAAGAUGAUGGGUAUGAUGAUGAUCAAGAGUGGGAAAGUGAGAGUCUUCACGAAAUUUUGAAGAUGAAUUUGUGAGUGUGUUUUACUUUUAUUAGUUUGUAAUGUAUUAGUAGAGAUUUGGGAUUAUGUUAUCUCAAAUUCAAACGCUAAGGUAUAUUACAUGUUAGAAUGGAAUAAGUUACAUUGGCAAGAAGAACAUCUUUACACUUUCUUAAACACACACACAGACAGGUAGAAUAAGAGACCAAACUCAACUCAGUUCUCAAGUUAUCCUUCCCAGUGUGUUAAAAUCCCAAAAUGGUGCUUUGCGCUGUUCCACCUGUUAUCUUGGUUCUGUGUAAGUAGUAUAUGCCCAUUCAGGGACUUCUUGCUCUUGCAUCAGACGUGAUCUGUAACUCUCCUUCCUUCGCCUCUCCUCAUCCGUUCUCUCAAAUAUCCAAAACUCAUCCUCACUACGAGCCGCGAGCCAGUUUAUCUCUCUCUCUCACUGGGGACAUCAUUCCCUAGUGAGCUUGUUCCUUUGCGCAUGAGCUCUUCAAGCAUCUCUCUUCUGUCUUGUGCUGUUGUUAUUAAUAAUCACAAAGCACACAUCAACAGACUACCAUUGCGAUAUUACAGAAGAAACUCUAUAAAUUAAUACUCAAAUGUAUCACAGCUCAAACAAACGUUGCAUAAUAACAAAGAUCACGGGGAUGAUACCUUGAGCCCAUAAAGCUCUGAGUAAGCAUUUUCCUUGUAAGUCUUCACCUCUAGUGGAAGGUAAUUCUGAUAUAAACAAACACAAGACAUCUACAUCAGUUUCAG